Molecule: messenger RNA, 1177 nt
Organism: Sciurus carolinensis (gray squirrel)
Lineage: Eukaryota; Metazoa; Chordata; Mammalia; Rodentia; Sciuridae
Product: methylglutaconyl-CoA hydratase, mitochondrial-like
Exons: 2
Coding region: 1-918 (305 amino acids)
Biological process (GO): fatty acid beta-oxidation
Cellular component (GO): mitochondrion
Molecular function (GO): enoyl-CoA hydratase activity
Source: RefSeq, a predicted model, not a curated record
AUGGGGUGUACUCAUAGAAAGCUAAUGUUUGGUUCCUGGAAGGCCACUCUGGUCAGCCUUGACCAGCAGCAAGUAUCUGCAGUGGGAAAACAACUACAAAGACCCGGGGCUUUGGGCGCCGUGCAGGCCGGUCGCGCCCGCCUGCUGUCUGCUUGCUGUGCGCGGCUCGGCACUGGGUGGAGACUGUCCGGCUCGUGGGCGGGAAGGCAGGUGGGCCCUGCGGCCUGGACCUGGGGUCCUGCCCAAAGGAGGGGAUACAGUUCUGAGGCAAAGACUGAGGACGAACUGCGGGUGCGGCACCUGGAGGAGGAGAACCGAGGUGCUGAUCUUAAGGAAAGAGCCAAAAUGCAUUCCAGUGAAGUUGGUCCUUUUGUCUCCAAAAUAAGAGCAGUGAUUAAUGAUAUAGCUAAUCUUCCAGUGCCAACAAUCGCGGCAAUAGAUGGACUUGCACUAGGUGGUGGUCUUGAAUUGGCUCUAGCCUGUGAUAUACGAGUAGCAGCUUCCUCUGCAAAAAUGGGCCUGGUUGAAACAAAGUUGGCAAUUAUUCCUGGUGGAGGGGGAACUCAGCGAUUACCGCGUGCCAUCGGGAUGUCCCUGGCCAAGGAACUCAUCUUCUCUGCACGAGUGCUUGAUGGCCAAGAAGCCAAAGCAGUGGGCUUGAUCAGCCACGUUCUGGAGCAGAACCAGGAGGGGGAUGCUGCCUACAGAAAGGCCCUGGACCUGGCAAGGGAGUUUCUACCUCAGGGACCUGUUGCAAUGAGAGUGGCAAAACUAGCAAUUAAUCAAGGAAUGGAGGUUGACUUAGUAACAGGAUUAGCCAUAGAAGAAGCAUGUUAUGCUCAGACCAUUCCAACAAAAGACAGACUUGAAGGUCUUGCUUUUAAAGAGAAAAGGCCCCCUCGCUAUAAAGGAGAGUAGAAGAAACAGAAGUUCUAACGAUGCCAGUGUAAUAAAGGUACUUCUGAAAGUGUCUUUCAGAUCCACUCUGAUGCCUCAGCACACGGAAUCUCAAUGACCAAAGUGAAGAGCGAGUUCCUCCGUGUAGUAUGUCGAGCAUCUGGAAUGAACCAGAACAUGUGUACUUCAUGCCAAUGUGUAUCAUGUUACAUUCAUUCAUAUUUAUAAAGCAAGUAGCAUAUAUUGUCAAAAAACAGAUUAAAAAUUAGGUAUAUGUUUU